AUGGUGAAGAGACGCCGCUGUUGUCCCGAAUUACCAGCCAAACGGUGUCGGAUUGACCCUGCACAAUCAUCUCAGAGGCGUGUUGUGCUCUACACCCCGUCCAGUGAGCUCCUGAGGUGUCUCGGACUAUUUCUACGUCGGAGGUGCUAUAAGCUUGAUCUUUCCCCUACACAGGCUAUAGGAUGGCUGAGAAAUAUUGACAACUAUCUCCUUAUUACGGGUUACCAACCAGUAAGUUUCCUGAGCUCAGGCAGCGUGGUCUUCCUCUAUAUGCUGUGUCGGGACCUCAUCUCCCCAGAGGCAGACAGCGUAGAACAGCUUCAAAUGUGGCUCCUGACCUGCUACUUCAUCACCCACUGCUACACCGGCAAUGAGAAUGGGUAUCCAGAAGCACCAUUCCUGGUGGGCUCAAGGACGGCCUUUUGGGACCAAUGCCUGUCAUACAUCAGCAUUAUGAGCUCCAAGAUGAUGCAGAUCAAUUCCAACCGCCAGAUUUAUAGCGAGACACUUGCUGAGCUGAAAGCGGAGUCUGCCAGAAAAGUUGUAAGAAAACUCCUGCUAAAAAGUGAAUUCUUCAUGGGGGCUCUCUGGGACAAGGGAGAAGGAGAAUUAAUUUAUUGCUGUAGACUUGAGCAAAUAGGGUUCGGAUUGCUUUAUCUGAACCCGAUUCGGUUGAAAACUUUGUUUACAAUAUCUCCUCUAUAG
Molecule: messenger RNA, 705 nt
Organism: Bufo gargarizans (Asiatic toad)
Lineage: Eukaryota; Metazoa; Chordata; Amphibia; Anura; Bufonidae
Product: cyclin-dependent kinase 5 activator 1-like
Exons: 2
Coding region: 1-705 (234 amino acids)
Biological process (GO): positive regulation of cyclin-dependent protein serine/threonine kinase activity; activation of protein kinase activity
Cellular component (GO): protein kinase 5 complex; cytoplasm
Molecular function (GO): protein kinase binding; cyclin-dependent protein serine/threonine kinase activator activity
Source: RefSeq, a predicted model, not a curated record